This is a messenger RNA of Malania oleifera, 943 nucleotides long. RefSeq names its product tetraspanin-19-like. The transcript has 5 exons. Bases 206 to 910 code for a protein of 234 amino acids. The record is from RefSeq and is a predicted model, not a curated record. NCBI's taxonomy places the organism in Eukaryota, Viridiplantae, Streptophyta, Magnoliopsida, Santalales, Ximeniaceae.
GAAUUGCCCACAUGAGUUCACCCCUGUGGCCAUUAAUUAAACACGUGCAAAAUUCAAACCACCCAACCUUCCCUUGGGGAACCACAAAUUUACAUGCUUUAGUCUAUUCAAAACAGGUGAAGAUGUUUGACGAGAAAGUGUGGUUUCAAACACAGUACAGCUGUUUACCGAAUCCUGAAUUGUAGAACAAGCUAGAGUUGUAGCAAUGGCACGGGGCCGCACAGGGUGUUGCUUGCACAGCUCUCUCAGGACAGUCAACUUCAUAGUGAAUGUCUUUGGGGUUGGAAUGAUAGUAUACUCACUCUGGCUCCUCAAGAAGUGGAAGGAAGGGAUUGCUGAGCUGCCUUCUAUGUUUUCUCUUCCACACCCAUGGUUCAUCUACACAUGUUUAGGUGUGGGAAUUGUUGUGUGCCUGAGCACACUCUCUGGCCACAUGGUUGCCAACUGUAUCAGUAAUUCUAUCCUAUGCAUCUAUAUUGUUUCCAUAUACUCCCUUCUUUUCAUCCAAAUCGGAGUGAUUGUCACAAUUUUCUUCAAGAUAGACUGGGAAUCACAACUUACCAAGUACAUUGAUGAGCACCACGAAAAAUUUCAGAGAUUCAUUAUCUUCCACCUGAAAAUGUGUCGCUUGAUUGUGCUAUUGGUCGUGGUGGCACAGGUCAAUGUUGGUGUGCCUGCAAAUAUUCUUUGGGCUGUAGGCACUGAGCCAAGGCCUCGUUCAGACCUUCCAAAUCCACCUGCUCUUGAUCAAUCUUUUUUGGUGAUACCCAACUCACCUCUACCAGUUGACCUGAGCCAAAACAAUAGAAAGUUUGAUGUUUCACCAGGAGGGAAUACACCCAGAAGCUUCCUCUCACAAAUUCAUCAAUUUCUCAGAAUGCAGAUUCAAAGAAGAAUUGUUUGUACUUAAAUUCUUGUUGAUAAAUAUGGAAGUCUCUUUUUU